Prunus armeniaca (apricot) is the source of this 1191-nucleotide messenger RNA. The record is from the annotation of a GenBank genome assembly. NCBI's taxonomy places the organism in Eukaryota, Viridiplantae, Streptophyta, Magnoliopsida, Rosales, Rosaceae.
AUGUUACAAGGCGUCCAUAUAAUCGGUUAUGGACCAUCAGAUGGAAAAUGCCUUCCGUGUUCAGGAAUUUCUGGAAGAGUAGCCCCCGCAUAUCCUUGCUCUUCUCGUUUCAACCAUAGAUUCAAGUCACAGGUCAGGAUUGGAUCACCGAAAGGUGCUUACAAGGGGGUAUCUUUUACAUGCAGAGCAAGUUCUAGUGGACGUAAUAGAAAUCCAGACUUCCCAAGGCAAAACAGACAUGGGUACUCCCGGGGCAGAAAUAGGAAAAAUGACGAUAGAGAUGGAUUUGAAAACCUUGAAGAAUCUGAUCUGCUGUCUUCUAAAAAUGGUCCAUUGGUCUCCCUCUCUGGUGGCACAAAGUUUGGGGCUACUGCAGCCCCUGGACCUAGAGAAAAAGAGAUUGUUGAGCUGUUCAGGAAGGUCCAGGCUCAACUUCGGGAGAGAAGUGCAGUUAAAGAAGAAAAGAAGGCUGAAGCCUUGCAAGGGCAAGGAAAAGAGAAUGAAACUGUGGAUUCUCUCCUUAAGCUAUUAAGGAAACACUCGGUUGAGCAAGCUAAAAGAACCAACAACAGUGGCAGCAACAAGGACUUCACGUUGGACCAGCCAGAAAAGAAUGCCCGAUAUAGUGAAAGGAAAAGCACAACUUCUUUUGAUUCAAAUAACAGUUUGAAGGAUGAGGUUGAAGAACCUAAUGCCUCUUUUAGCAGGCCUGCAUCGAAUUUUCAACGCAAGUCUCCCAUCCCUCGGUUGACAUACCAGCCCAUUUAUUCAGAGGAUGACCACAUAGGCAAUUUGAUGCCACAUGUAAAUUCAAUUGGGAAGAGAAAGAAGAAUCAUGUUGAGAGAGUUCCUAAACCAGAGCCAGAGCCAGAAUCAAAGCAAGAGCCUAAGCUUGAGUUGGAGUCAGAACUUGAGCAUGAGCCUGUGGUCGAUGCUGAGUUUGAAUUCGAGCCUGAACCCGAGCCCGAGCCAGAGCUUGUUCAGUUGUUAGAGGAAGAGACUUUAGGUCCUGAAGAAACUCUUAAUUUCGAUGAUGAAAACGGUGAGAAACAGCAACUUAUCGAACAUAAGGAUUUGAGUGCAUUGAAGCUACCAGAAUUAAGAGCACUUGCGAAGUCUCAAGGUGUAAAAGGGUUUUCAAAGAUGAAGAAGGGUGAGCUUGUGGAGUUGCUAAGUGGGAGCUCAGUUUAA